Messenger RNA from Tarenaya hassleriana, 1678 nucleotides. RefSeq names its product phosphatidylinositol 4-phosphate 5-kinase 10-like. Gene Ontology annotation, biological process: phosphatidylinositol metabolic process. Lineage: Eukaryota; Viridiplantae; Streptophyta; Magnoliopsida; Brassicales; Cleomaceae. The coding region runs from base 210 to 1499 and encodes 429 amino acids. Gene Ontology annotation, molecular function: phosphatidylinositol kinase activity. The record is from RefSeq and is a predicted model, not a curated record. The transcript is spliced from 11 exons.
UCCGCCAAAAAAACUGGGGCUUCUUUUAAAAGCCUCUAAUUCUUCGAUUUGAUCUUCGUCUUUUCCAAAUUUUCUCUCUCUCUCUUGUUUUUUCUUUUUUCUUUUUUGAAUCUUCCAUUGGAAUCGCAGGUCGUGAAGCAGUGGCUCCCAUGGUUUGAGUUCAUUGGGGGAGACGAUUCAAUGAGUUCCAUGAAUGUGAAUCGGUACAGAUGGCGCCAUGUGCGAAGGAGAUAUCUUCCCAAGACGUUAGAGCCACUGAAAAGAACAGGAUUCAGUACUCUUCAAAGCACGUUAAGCACCUUCCUCCCGGCACUGUCACCGAUUUCGAAUGGAAGGACUAUUGUCCAACUGGCUUCAGACUUAUACAGCAACUUGAAGAUAUUGAUCAUGACGAGUACACGCACUCAAUCUGUAAUGAUGAGACCCUGAGGAAGCUUUCUUCUGGAAAAGUUGGCAAAAUGUUUCUCCUCUCCGAGGAUGACCGGUUUCUCAUCAAGAUUCUCCGGAAAUCUGAAAUUAAGGUAAUACUAGAGAUGCUGCCCAAUUAUUACCACCAUGUUCAGAAAUACAGGUCAACGCUGUUGUCCAAGAUUUAUGGUGCUCAUUUCGUGAAGCCUGUUGGAGGUGUUAAGACAUAUUUUGUUGUCAUGUCAAACGUACUGCAGUCGGAUGUCUUCAUGAGCAAGGUCUACGAUCUGAAAGGUUCACCUCUAGGCAGAACAUCAAAGAAGAUUAAAGUGAGAGAGAAAACCAUAUUGAAGGAUAUAGACCUGGAUUUUUGUUUCUACGUGGAUCCAUUGACCAGACGUCGGCUCAUCAAGCAAGCGAAACUAGAUUGUGAACUUUUGGAAGCGGAGGGCAUAAUGGAUUAUAGCUUGAUGCUUGGCGUGCAAGUAAAAGGCUCAUGUCCAGGUUCACUUGACGAAUUAAGCCCCGUGUACGACAGCUCUUCACCUCGAGAGUCUCUCGAUAGCUUUAGCUCAUUGUUUAUGAAGACGGCUUCCAACUCUCCAGACAGAUCUUCUACAAUGUAUUCAUGCACUCCUAGUAGAGAUUCGAUGGACAGUGAGAGUUCAAUCUCUAUAAAAUCUAUGGCGAGCAUAAACUCAACUCCAGUGGUGAUAGAAUGUGCUGAUUCCCCGCAAAUGAAAAAGCCUCCCAAAUCAACACUCAGUGAGGCUUUCUUCAACAGCGGGUCGAGCACAAACUUUGGGAUGAAGAUAGGAGCAAGGGCAAAAAGGAUGGAAACAGGGGGAGGGAGGGGGAAGAAAAUAAAAGGGACGGAGGAAUGGUACGAAGUGGUGCUGUACCUCGGAAUAAUCGACACUUUCCAAAGCUAUGGAGUGAGGAAACGGAUCGAGCAUUGUUACAAAUCCAUACAGCAUGACUCCAAGUCCAUCUCCGCCGUCCAUCCCAAGGUUUACUCUUCCCGCUUUCUCGACUUCGUCUCUCAGAUCUUCCUCCCUGACGACGACCCUUCUUCCCUCUCCUCUUCUUAACCGAUAUUAUACUCUCUCUCUCUAUAUAUAUAUAUGUAUUAUGUAUGUAUAUGUAGCAGAAUCAGGUCUGUUUGUUUGUGAUUGUGAAGACAUUGACAUCCGAAUGUGUGUUUUGUCUCUUCUCCCUUCUUCACUAACACUUCUUGCCUUUUCCUUGGACUGUUCAUUUCCCAAACUUA